AUGCUGUUAAAUCUUGGUCUCGCAGCGGAUGCCGUAGCAGCUCACACGAAUGAACCUAUCAAACCAGAAACACAACCCUCUGCAUCUACUACGCUCUGCUCGCCUAUAUUCUCACUGUCGGCCUUGCCAUUGCUGAACACUUUAUACAAUCGCCACAAGCUUCCCGAUGGUUCCACUGAGUGUCCAGGGUUAGUAUCUGCGAUGACGAUGACCUCGAUUGAGUCGGCAUCAGAGUCGGGUGAAGCAUCGACUGCUAUUGUCGCCAGGCCUCAGCCCGCUCGUGCAUCCACAGCUCGCAAGUCACGGCCAAAAACAUCCUACCAAUUUGCCCACCCUGCCUCCCAUGCUCGCCAUAAGCGAUUCAAAAUCCGCCCAAAACUCCUCAUCCAGCUGCAGCAGGUAUCGCAGACCCCGCGUCCACUGCCAGUGGUGGAUGUCCUGCCAUCGACAUCAUAUAUUCCCCUGAUAGCUCGCAAAUUCCCGGCCAUCUAUCGAACCAGAAAUGGAUUGGGUCCGUACGACCUCAUCGUUGUGAUCAGUGAUCAGUAUGAACGCGCCGUGGACAGAAUACCUGAGAGACACAUCGGCUCGGAAGACGAGGACGAAGACCACCGCGAAGUCGUGGCCACGAUAUGUCAAAAGUCACAAGAAGAUGCGCGGCUCAAGGGAAUGGCGGAGAUAUGUCUCAACUUUGGCCCAGUUUGGGAUGCGUCGCCUCUCGCAAACGGGUCUUAUGAGUUUGUCGCUCAGACAGACAGUGGACUGCAAGUUGUGCGGUGGGCUUUGCGGAGUGGGAGGAGUCGUCGGAUGACUGCGCCUUCUGAGACAUCGUCGCGGGAGGAUGGCAAACGGUUCACCUUUAGCGUCAUCGAUCCUACCACCCGCCGCCAUCCGGUUCUUGCUUCCAUGACCCGAAACAAGUUGGACGUUAAUGAUGAAUAUUCUACGGCGGUUCGGGGCGGCACCGGCCCCGCGACUCCAAGCUCAGGUAUGUCCGUUGUGAGCGAUGCGUCGGAUGGCGAGACACCUUUCGGCGCGAUCUCGGUCACUCUUGAUGAUGGGCUGCGAACUUUGAUUAUCACCACCGGAAUCUGGGUUGCCUUUCGUGAGGGGUGGUCUGAUAACUUCCGCUACGACAGCCGGAUUACUUCUGGAGCGAAGUCGAAUGUUUCAUCUCCGACAGGCGUCAAGAAUCAGAACGAUUCUUUCCUAGCUAGCGAUGAGGUUAGCCCAGUGAAAGACCAGGCCAACCGCGGCAAACGCUGCGUGUCGAUCUCCAAUAUCUGCCGCUCCAACACUACAGCUCCCGCCGAAGCAGUGCGCCUUGGUGACAUGUCCAAGCGCUCAAAUUCCACUGGUGCCGCAUUCAUGGAUCGAGCGAAACGACGUUCAGCUUCUGGGCUUAGCACUCGCCUAUACCGACAUAGCAUGUUCACCGCCUUGGGCGAGAACGGCCGCGAGAUCGUUGUCUCCCGUCCUCCCUCCACGCGACGAAAUUCCGUUGAACCGGGAGAUACACCUCGGGCCAGCCCGCCUAACGCGAAAUCUUCUACAAACUCCAAGCCGGAGCAUCCACCUGCCAAACCCAAAGCAGGACCAGAUCGAGAUAUCCCAACUACAACUUCCCGCAUCACGCGGCAUAUGAGCCUUCGCAGGAAGAAGCUGGAUUCUCCAGACCCUCAGCCCGAGGCUCCCGCAAACAAGGGCAAACUCCGCCACCGUCUCAGUUCUCUCUUUGGCGUGUUCCAUCGAAAACCCGACCCUCAUUGA
This is a messenger RNA of Penicillium bovifimosum, 1770 nucleotides long. RefSeq lists its product as uncharacterized. The transcript has a single exon. The record is from RefSeq and is a predicted model, not a curated record. NCBI's taxonomy places the organism in Eukaryota, Fungi, Ascomycota, Eurotiomycetes, Eurotiales, Aspergillaceae. The coding region runs from base 1 to 1770 and encodes 589 amino acids.